AUGAACGGCCAUUUUGCCGCAGUCGGCGAUGCGCCCACCAAGGCGCAAUAUGACCAUGGCGUUCAAGUCAUUGACGAAGAUAAAGAGUUCAACUCUAACCUGACUUCAUACUUACAAGCCACCGAGGUUGCCGACGCCGGCUUCAACUACCACCUGAUUUCUGUUUUCGGCUCCCAGUCGACCGGAAAGUCCACCCUACUAAAUAACCUCUUCGGAACCAGCUUCAAUGUCAUGUCCGAGACGGAGCGCCGUCAGACUACCAAGGGAAUAUGGAUGUCCAAAAAUAAGACGGCCUCUAUGACUGACAACAUCCUCGUCAUGGAUGUUGAGGGUACCGAUGGACGCGAGCGAGGCGAGGACCAGGACUUUGAGAGAAAGAGCGCACUGUUUGCUCUGGCGACCAGCGAGGUCCUAAUCGUUAACAUCUGGGAACACCAGGUUGGUCUAUACCAGGGUGCUAACAUGGGCCUCCUGAAGACUGUGUUCGAGGUCAAUCUACAGCUAUUCCUUAAGGACAGACAGUCCACUCCAAGGUCCCUAUUAUUCUUUGUGAUUCGUGAUCACAUCGGUAACACACCGCUAGCCAACCUUCGAAAUACGCUAAUCCAAGAUCUUACGAAAAUCUGGUCAUCUAUAGCGAAGCCACAGGGCCUAGAAAAAGCCCGCAUUGAAGAUUAUUUUGAUUUUGCUUUUGCUGCCCUACCGCAUAAGAUCCUACAGCCAGAUAAGUUCACCGACGAGGUGAAGAAAUUGGGUAAACGGUUCGUUCCUGGGAGCCGUAAUUCAAAAACGCAACUAGAGCAUGGAGAACAAGAACUCGACGGGGGCGUUUUCCUGGCUGAGUAUCAUCGGAGAAUUCCGGCCGAUGGUUUCUCUGUAUACGCCGAAGGUGUUUGGGACCAGAUUGUCAACAACAAAGAUCUCGAUCUCCCCACACAGCAGGAACUUCUUGCGCAAUUCCGUUGCGAUGAGAUCUCUCGAGAGGUUUUGGUCUCAUUUGAUGCUGCUAUCGUCCCGCUUGAGGAACAACAAGCCGAAGCUUCUCGCAUUGGUAAGCCACUUGUGUUGGCAGACCUCGGCGGGACCGGAAAACAAACUAGGGAAAAAUGCGUCAAGGCGUUUGAAACGCAAGCUAGUAGAUAUCACAAGGCGGUUUAUGCUCGUAAACGCACGGAACUUGAAGGCAAGAUCGAUCAACGACUAAAAGCCCUAUACCAGGGUCAGCUCACGGCAGCACACAAGUCCGGUGUAUCCUCUUUUAGCGAUGCUGUCUCUGGUGCUGUAAAAAUUGGCCAAAAAUCAGGAGCGGCCUACGAGUUUGCAGAGAUUGUCGCUACCGAAAAGAAGAAGUGUUUGAGUCAAUUCAAGACCGAGGUUCAGAAUCUGGCUAUUCCCGGUGUUGCGUGGACCAACUUUGACCCACAGCUUGCUCUUUUCGAAAAGGAACUUGAUGAAGUUAGUGCCCGCUUGCGCAAAGAAGAGAUGCGGAGACUUGCUACACGUGUUGAACGAUGGGUCAAGUCACGGUUGGGCGAUGCCGUAGGUCUUGAAUUCAACAAGCUUGGAUCAGGGAGAGGCGGAUCCGGUGCGCCAGAGGAAGGUGAAAACCCGCCUACAGAGAAAGAUUUGUGGGAUCGCAUUUGGAAUGUCUUUAUCUCCAUCGUCAAAGAAGCUGAAACUCGCUUCACCGAUCGAGCAAGGAGCUUUGAGGCAAGUGAGGCCGAAGUCGAGGUUGGACUUUGGCGCCUUAGACGCAAAAGUUGGGUUGCUUUGAGGGAAAAGGUCGACGAAGAAGUUAUGGAGGGAAACAUUCUGCUCAAGCUCCGCGAGAAUUUCGAGGAUAAGUUCAGAUACGAUGAAGCUGGAGUCCCACGGAUAUGGCGACCUGCCGAUGACAUUGAGGGUAUCUACACCCGGGCACGGGAGUCAACUCUUACUCUCAUUCCCCUUCUCUCCAGAUUCCGACUCUCUACUACCUAUGCCCCACCGGAUCUGCCUGCCUUUGUCGGUCAUCAGCCUCCUGGGGUGGAGCCUGAAGAUGAAGAUGACUUAGCUCCUAUUGGCGGCAUUGAUGAAGAGGACGGCAAGAGUCUCGAAGAAGAAAUGACGGUUUUGAGCGAAGGCAAGCGACAAGAUCUAGUGGUGCGGUUCAAGAAGAUGGCCGAUGGUGUAUACGUCGAGGCUAAACGAAGUGCUAUUGGCGGAAUUACUCAAGUGCCAUUGUAUUUCUAUGGCGUAUUGCUAGCGCUGGGUUGGAACGAGUUAUUGACCGUCCUACGCAACCCCAUUCUCUUCUUGCUCCUUAUCAUCAUAGCUGGAGGAACCUAUGUCGCCUACAACUUGAAUUUGCUGGGCCCAAUGAUGCAGAUGAGCAGCGCGGCUUGGAACCAAGCUAUCGAAAUUGGAAAGCAGCGACUUCGGGAGUUUCUGGAGAACAAUGAGACGGCUCGUCAGGCUAUCGCCAUGCCCGCUCGGGAAAACAGCUCAAUCAGUCUGGACACCCUGGAUAGCCGUGGCAAGAAGGCCCGCCCGGCUGCGAAUGAUGAUGAUGACGAUUUCUAA
Molecule: messenger RNA, 2562 nt
Organism: Xylaria bambusicola
Lineage: Eukaryota; Fungi; Ascomycota; Sordariomycetes; Xylariales; Xylariaceae
Product: RHD3/Sey1
Exons: 4
Coding region: 1-2562 (853 amino acids)
Biological process (GO): endoplasmic reticulum membrane fusion
Cellular component (GO): endoplasmic reticulum
Molecular function (GO): GTPase activity; GTP binding
Source: RefSeq, a predicted model, not a curated record